AUGAAACUUGAUGUCAAAGUACUUCGAUAUAUGUCUUCGGACGAAUUCCGAGUUCUAACAGCAGUUGAAAUGGGGUCAAAGAAUCAUGAACUCGUUCCCCUAACUUUAAUUGCUCAAAUUGCUGGCCUUCGCCACGGAGGUAGUCAUAAAAUUAUCGGAGAAUUGGCAAAGAAAAAUUUAGUAGCAAAAAUCAAAAAUGCAAAAUAUGAGGGAUAUAGGUUAACUUAUGGUGGAUAUGAUUAUCUCGCUUUAAAAACCUUUGUCAAACGUGGAAGCGUGUCUUCUGUAGGCAAUCAAAUCGGUGUUGGAAAAGAAUCCGAUAUAUAUAUUGUUGCUGAUGAAAGUGAAAAUCAACUUGUAUUGAAAAUUCAUAGACUUGGACGCGUUUCUUUCCGUGCCAUAAAGUCAAAACGCGAUUAUCUUCAAAAACGUAAAUCAGCUUCGUGGAUGUACAUGUCACGAUUAGCAGCAAUGAAAGAAUACGCAUUUAUGAAAGUCUUGUAUGACAAUGGCUUUCCUGUACCACAACCAAUCGACCAAGCUCGACAUUGUGUAGUGAUGGAAUUAAUAGACGCGUAUCCACUCCGUCAAAUAUCAGAAGUAAAAGAUCCAGGAAAACUUUAUUCUGACUUGAUGAAUUUAAUAGUAAAAUUAGCACAAUAUGGUCUCAUACAUGGUGACUUUAAUGAAUUUAAUAUCCUUGUGAAAGAUAAUGGAGAUCCUAUAUUAAUUGAUUUUCCCCAAAUGGUUUCUAUAUCACACUUUAACGCUGAAUGGUACUUUAAUCGAGAUGUUGAAUGUAUUCGUACUUAUUUUCGUAAAAGAUAUAAUUACGAGAGUAUGUUAUAUCCAAAGUUUAAAUUAGAUGUGAAUCGUGAAUUUUAUUUGGAUGUUCAAGUUUCUGCUAGUGGAUUCACUAAGCAACAUCAAGAAGAAUUAGAAGCGUAUCAAGCAGAAUUAAGUGAAAAUCAAGAUAUAGAGGAAGAUGAGGUCGAAGGUAUAUCUGACGAUAAUUCAGAUUACGUUGAACAGGAGAAUGAGCGUUCUGAAAUAAUAAAGGAUGUAGAGGUGUCUGAACCCGAAACUGAAGAAGAAAGCGAUAGCGAUUCAGAGGAUUUAGAUUCUCAUCCCGGUGAUGUUAUAACUUCUAACUAUACUUCAGAUAAAAAGAGUGAUCUUGAAUUAGAACCGGAACUUUUAAAUAAUAAUAGGAAAUAUAAAGCGUAUAGGGAUAUAAUUAAAAAUUCCACAUCAAAUUCUUCAAUAAUAUCUACUACUACUACGACUUCCACAAUACGUUUAACAGAAUCAGAUAUCAAAGAACGUGUAGCUAAAUCCUUAAAAAAAUCUAAUAAGAAAAAAUUUCAACAUAAUAAAAGAAAUUAUACCAAAG
Messenger RNA from Funneliformis caledonium, 1393 nucleotides. NCBI's taxonomy places the organism in Eukaryota, Fungi, Glomeromycota, Glomeromycetes, Glomerales, Glomeraceae. The record is from the annotation of a GenBank genome assembly.